AUGAAGAAGGAAGGCCCAGGCCCGUUUGCUUUGGACACCAGCGGCGCGAGCAGCGGGGCCGACGGUACUUUGCAACGGGACUCGCGCGAGAGGCUGUUUCCCCUGUGCUCUGCAGCCGCUUGGUGUCGCGUCGUGAGUCCCAGACGUGAUGUAUGUGGGCCUGGGAGGUGCCCAGCUGACCGCAGUGAGACGUGGAGCAGAAGAUGCAGACUGGGCGGCAGUGCCGCCCUCCUGCUGGUGAACGCCCCCUCGAGCGAAGGAGAUGCACGAUGCGCCCCAGUCCCCCCAGAGGCUCCGUCUCUGCGCAUCUCCGAUUGUCCCCCUGGCCUCGGUAACAGUCGCACGGCCAGCGGAGCUCCUGGGAAGGCGGCGUCGGGCCAGUUCGCUGUGCUAGGCUUCUCGAAGGCUGCCUUCCUGCGCUCCCGCUGUUGCCCUCCGGAGUCGCCGCCCUGCCCUUCCGCUGGCCCUCCUCAGACUUGCUGGUGUCCCUUCCUCUCUGACAUCCGAGCUCUGGAGCGUCGCAGCCCUGGGCGCUUCAGUCCGCUCUUUCCCCAUGCGCCUCGAGACACUCAGACCGGUGGCUCUGGACACCAGGACAUCAACACACGGAGCCGCUCCCCGGGCCCCGCCUCACACAGGCCCAAGGCGCUCCACCGCCUUCCCAGCAGCAGCCCCAGGCUCCUCCGGUCUGUUUCCCUUACACUUCGCUCCGUCCACCUGCCGAUCUUACCACCUGUGCCCAGAAUCCAGCCACGCCUCUGCUGCCGGCACCAACUGCCUGGUGCAGCAUUUGUCACCUGCAGAUGUGACCUGGGAGGCCCCACAAUCCUGCCUCCUGCGCCACCCACAGGCUCUUCCAACACAUCCCACAGAACGGCCUCUGAAGACAUUUAGAUCAGCUCACGGUUGUUCUGAACCCGCUAAAGGGCUUCGCCUCUCGCUCACAGUAGAAUCUGCAGUCCGAAACUGCUGGCCAGUUCCGCAUUCCAGUCCUGGCUGCACCAGGCCACGUGUGCUAUGUCUUGGGACCUCUGCCCACAUCUCCGGUUGGCCCACGCUCCCACUUCCUUCUGGGCUCACCGGACAUCAGGAGCUGCCGGCUCACGCUUCCUAGGGUAGAAGGGGCACCUCCAGCCUGGCGUGCCUGUCCUCCUCCCCUGGCCCUGACCACCAUCUGACUGUAAAAAUUGCUGUUUGUUUAUUCAUCUCUUGUCUGCCCCACCCAGGAGAGAGGCAGGCCACCUGGUUCACCACUGUUUCCAGCACCCAGAGCAUACCUGAUGCUGCAGUAAAUACUCAGGUCAGGUGGCUCCAGUCUCAUCGGCUCGAGACCUUGAUGUGCUCCGUUAUCUCAGGGUGAGACCAAAUGCCUCAUUCAGCAAUUAGUGCCUUCGGUGCCUAUUAGUUUUGAGCUAAAC
Molecule: messenger RNA, 1418 nt
Organism: Fukomys damarensis (Damara mole-rat)
Lineage: Eukaryota; Metazoa; Chordata; Mammalia; Rodentia; Bathyergidae
Exons: 4
Coding region: 1-894 (297 amino acids)
Source: RefSeq, a predicted model, not a curated record